Molecule: messenger RNA, 1554 nt
Organism: Chelmon rostratus (copperband butterflyfish)
Lineage: Eukaryota; Metazoa; Chordata; Actinopteri; Chaetodontiformes; Chaetodontidae
Gene: mffa
Product: mitochondrial fission factor a
Exons: 8
Coding region: 181-1095 (304 amino acids)
Biological process (GO): positive regulation of mitochondrial fission
Cellular component (GO): mitochondrial outer membrane; peroxisome
Source: RefSeq, a predicted model, not a curated record
AGAGAGGAAGUUCCUCUCUCGGAUCAACAGAAGGGGAUGCCUGAGAGCGACAUAAUCUCUAACAUCCACACUUAACUGUACCAUUCGGAGUAUAUAUAGAAGUUUUGAUUUCCUUGAGGAGUUCAGAAAUAAAUUAUUCUUCGGAGGAGUAGCUAUCCUUAGCGACAAACCAAACGCCAGAUGAACGGAGCAGCAUUCCCUUCCCCCACGGCAGAGAUGGCGGAGAUGAACCGUAUCCAGUAUGAGCUGGAGUACACCGAAGGGAUCAGCCAGAGGAUGCGCAUCCCUGAGAUGCUCAAAGUGGCUCCUCAAGCCCGCGACAACCACAGUGUUGGAUCUCAGGAUGUCCCCCAGGGUGUCAUGAUGCAAGUCCCGGAAAGAAUUGUGAUUGCAGGAGACAGUAAUGACCCCCAGUUCCCCAGACCCAGAGACCUUGACCUAAUCCAGUCAACACCACUAGAAACCCUGUCACUGAAGACUCCACCCAGGGUCCUCACCCUCAAUGAGCGGCCUCUGGACUUUCUGGAAGAGGAGCAGCGGGCGGCUCCAGAGAGUGAAGAGGUGUUGCGGCCCCAAGGACGAUUACGACGGGAACGCUCAGCCAGUGAGAACGCAGCCGCUCGUCAUCACAGUCAACUGAUGCACAACGAUUCCGCUGCGACCCCGUCCCCCCCAGCCACUGUCCACCCUUGCCCCCCUCUCACCGUGACUGAGGAAGAACACAACCUGUACAGCGCUAGCGGUGUUCUAUCUUUCAUCCAGUCCACUACACGUCGAGCUUACCAGCAAGUCCUGGAGGUCUUGGAUGAGAACCCUCGCAGCAAACCAUCACUGCGAGGGGGGUCGGCUUCAAGCUCCAACCCCCUGCAUGAAUCCAGGCUUGCAUUGUCAACAUACGAAGCCACACUGGACGGGGGGCCUGAUGACAUGACCGUGGUGGAUGCAACAACACUUCGCCGUCAGCUUAUCAAGUUGAACCGGAGACUCCAACAUUUGGAGGAGGAGAACAAGGAGCGAGCAAGGCGAGAGAUGAUCCUGUACUCGGUCACUGUAGCGUUCUGGCUCGUCAACACCUGGGUGUGGUUGCGACGUUAGAGCCUGCCUGUGUUUCUGCCAUGACCAUGACAGAAGAACUCACUAUCCCUUAUUCUAUGUGUCAAAUGUUAGCUUCUCGCUGCACUCAGUCCCUGUGUGAGGAAGACCUUGGCACAUGUGUACAAGGCCUGUUGCCUACAGGGCUGAUCAUAUUGAUUUUGUUUAUUUAAGACAUGUACAGUUUUAUUUUUUUACUCUUAUUUCAUCCUGUCUCAUGUUAUCAUAUGUUUUGUUUUUAUUACAAAUCUUCUUGCUCGAUGCUAAGCAUGACUUGUUGUAAAUAUUAGUCCAUGUCACUCAGAACUUUGGGAAGAACUCAUUCAGAGACACAGUAUAGCAUAGUUUACCAAAAUAGGUAAAUGGAGCUGCAGUGUAGAGAUGUAACAUGUUGAAUAUUUAUUGCUGAGAGAGUAAUGUGUGACUUGAACUGGGAGAUGUAAUACAAUUUAAUAAAACCAU